Cyanidioschyzon merolae strain 10D is the source of this 1743-nucleotide messenger RNA. RefSeq lists its product as hypothetical. Bases 1 to 1743 code for a protein of 580 amino acids. The record is from RefSeq and is a predicted model, not a curated record. Gene Ontology annotation, cellular component: endoplasmic reticulum. The transcript has a single exon. Gene Ontology annotation, biological process: positive regulation of ERAD pathway; response to endoplasmic reticulum stress. Lineage: Eukaryota; Rhodophyta; Bangiophyceae; Cyanidiales; Cyanidiaceae.
AUGCCUGUGGUGUCUGCGCAAGAGCGUGAUGUCGUCGAGGCUAGUUCGCGUGAGGCGACGCAUUCAGGGUACGUCUUGCGGGCCAGUGGAGAGCUUUCUUCGACCGCCGCUGAGUCGAGUUCCGCUCCGGAGGUACCUCGAACGCCUUCCGGAGCGGCUGGCUGCACCGCACUGCUUUCUGCUACCUUGACACCUACGGGGUCUCGAAGCAACGACUCGGGUAACGCGGAGACCUCGACAAGAAGCGCGCUGGGCACUGCAGUAGGUGUUGUUCGUGUUGCUGGCGCCCCUGCUCGUCCACCUUCUACGACUACGACUGUUACUGCUACUGCUGCUACUGCCGCUACUGCUGCUACUGCUGCUACUGCUGCUACUGCCGCUACUGCUGCUACUGCCGCUACUGCUGCUACUGCCGCUACUGCUGCUACUGCCGCUACUGCUGCUACUGCCGCUACUGCUGCUACUGCUGCUACUGCUGCUACUGCUGCGUCAUCGCCUCAGCCGAGCACCUCAGGGUCUGGAGGAGCCCCUGUCACAGAACCGAGUCGCCCGCGCUCGCAGCGUCUCUCGUGGUUCACCAUCGCUCGUCGACUCUUAUCGCACGGAGGGAAGAAACUCGAACUCGCCAGUUUCUUGAAUGCGCUGCUUUUCCUCGGCCUCUUGACCAACUUGCACCUGACAUAUGUGAAUCGAGCGGGCUGUGCCCCGACCCUAUUGGAGCAAAUGGCUCAGUUCCACCCGGAAGCACGACACGAUCCGGCUCUGCUCCUGCGCCGCUACGACCUCGUCCAAGUACAAGUAGUGCCGACGCCACUCCCGCUGCAACACUUUCACAACACCUGGUCUGGCCUGCAGCCACUGUGGGAGCGGUUGUUGCCUCGUCCGCAACGGUACCAGUUCGCUACAGAAAAGGGAUUUUUGCUACUAAGUGAACAGGCCAGACGAAGCCACAACAUCUCCGAGUUGCAUCUGGAGCUGACGACGAAAGAUACGUGCUAUGGUGCGUCACCAUUCAUGCGCGGUAUUCUCAAGUACAUUGUCGGUAGUGAAACCGUCGUUCUGAACGCUUUUGCGUAUCUGCUGCAGUAUGGCCUCCGACACGGCCACAGUAGUGGUCAGCGGUCGCUCGGCACGGAUGGGUACGUGCUCAACGUGCAGAGCGGUGAUAUCUAUAACAUCGGUCGGGUAUUUAUCGGGGAACUAUACGCGCGCUCCGCUUACUUUACCGAUGUCUUUCUGUUGAAAACGGGCGUGUUACUAACGUCAGCAUAUGUGAUGUUCACCAUAGGUGCACUGAUCGCGUUUGCGUUACGGGAAGUGCAGUCAAGGAUCAUGAAGUUAGCACUGGAGAUCCAGAAUGCUCGGAAUCGCACGCCAUAUGCCGGAGCGCUGUUUAGCAGUUCGAUUCAUGCGCUGGUGCUGGUUCCGAUUAUUACAGGUAUCCUUUUCUUUCUUUUUGAAUUCUUCGAUAAUCAGCUGCUUGCGUUUUGCGUGCUCGUUGUCGCAUGGAUUGCGGAGGUGACGGUCAUGUUGGGCUGGCGGAGCGGCCUCUCGAUCUACAUCCUUCCGCGGGCGUUUGCAGCGUACUUGUUAGCAUUUCAUAUUUACUUUUUCUCGUUUCCCCUGGGUUUUAGCUGGUUAGCGCUCUUCACCUGUGCCGCGUUCAUGCAGCACACUGUUUUUCUGGUUUUCUCUCGGUUCGAGUCACCGCGGCUUCGCGCUGAGGCAACAACGCAGCGAUGA